CCUUUCAGCUAAAAGCUUUUUGUGCUUGUGUGGAGCAGAAUGGAGGGAAAAAAGAGAGCGGAUGGGAGUGGUUAUAGGGAGAGGGAGGGAAAAAGAAGGGCCUCCCUCUCUGUUGCCACGGCAACUUGAUGUCACAGUGACAUCACGCACCACUAAAAGCUUUUAACCGGAUUCCUCUCCUGCCUUAGGCCCCAUUUUGAGUCCUCUUUCAGCAAGGCUAGGGGGGAAGGGCACAGGCAGGACGGUGUGUAUGCCUUCUUGUAUCACUCCCUCACUGCAGAUUGAACACAGCUCUUAGCACGGUAAAAGACUUUCAAAUUCAAUCUGUAGAGAUCCUAUUUCUGCAAACCACAGCCAGCACAGGCCAAGAGAACCAUUUGAAAGAUGGCAACAGAAGAUGGUUUCAGCUACCUCUUGCAAGGCCACAGUGAGAAACACAGACGGGCCCCUAACUGGACCGACGGGGAAAUGAAAGCCCUCCUGUACGUGUGGGAGGAACACCACAACGAACUGAAAACGAGCAAAAGGAACGCAAAGGUUUACGAGAAGAUGUCUCAGAGGUUUUUCCAGCUGACCGGAGAGCAGCGGUUCAAAGAGGAGAUCAAGAUGAAAAUCACCAACAUGUCUUUCCAGUACAGGCGAUCGAAAGCUACAGCCAUUGAAAGUGGGGAGACGCCAGACUGGCCUUAUUAUAAACCCAUCGAGAAGAUCCUCUCCAAACCGCUGGAGAACGGGCGAGUGAACUGUUUGGAGUUCCAGGCCUCCACUGCAGGUCCUUCCACUUCCUCCCAAUCCACAGACAACCUGGUGACCCUGUCAGAGGAGGGGGUGAUGGGAUUUCUGCCAGAGUACACAGGCUCUUCAGACGAGAUGGAGAUAAAACAAGAGCUGGACUCGCUGAGCUCUGACAGCGAGCACACACAUGGCUCCAGCUCUCACCCUACUUCAGCCAGGAGAAGGCGCACCAACAAGCACCUGUCCCUGAAGAGAAAGAAACUGCGGGUGAUGCAGGCCAUGCUGCAGCAACAAAAGAAGUCCAGCCGGGCCGUGGAGGAGACGUGCAGGGAGGUCCGUCGAGCAGUGCAUCAGCAGAGCCUCCUCCAGGUCCAGUGUCUGCAGUUGCAGGAGCGCAUGAUGAACCUUCUGGAGAAGAUGAUCCAGCCUUUGUCCGCUACCUCAGCAUCAUGGGGUCAGAGCGGGGCUAAAGAUCCAGGACAGCCCUGAAGCGCGAGGGUUAUAAUUGUCUUGGAUAUGUCAUUGUCUUGCCUCACCUAUAUAGCCUAUAUUUAUAAUGGAUUUUAGUCCAACAUCUAACAUGUUUUAGGCGUAUUGUGCUGCAAAUGCCAAAACAUAGCUCUUUUCAGUGCAACUAUGGUAUACAGAGGUACAACAAUAUUCUGUUACUAUUUCUCACAGUGUAGUCAAAAUGAAUAUAUCAAAGUAGGAUGACCCUGAUGAACCUUUAUUAUAUAUGCUGGUAGUUUAGCAUCUCAGUCAUUUUAAAAGAAACUUUUUUAAUGAUUGUGUCAGUUUAAGUAUUUGUUUUUAAACUCACUGUGGGAACAACAGCCUUGCAAAAAUUCACUUAUCUCUUCACUGUGCUAGGAAUUACUUUUUUAUUUGUACAAUUAUUUGUUGUGAAGGUUUGAUGCCAAAACAGGGCAAUUUGUAGCAUUAUGAACCAGAAGUUGAGGCAAUAAUCAUUUUUUCUGUUCUUGGAGUGAUAGGAAAUAAGCUGUUCUUGAAAUGACAUUUACAACACAAACUACAUUCCUCUAACAUGUUCAGCGUUAGAAAAAAAGCAAGUAUUUAGAAAAUUAGAAUGACAGAUUCAUACUGUUAAAACUGUACAGAAAACCAAUUUAUAAAAGACUUCUAAAAAUUGGUAAGCUACAUUUCCAGCUUUCAACUGAUACAUCUUUUGAAGGUGAAUCCCACUUAGAAUCAAUCAAAACAAAUCUGAAAGAUAUUGAGACUCUAAUUUAUUCUUCUAAUCAUAUUCAACAACUCUGCCUGCACACCGAUUGGACUGUCAAAGGACAAACAAAUGCACUUCAGUUUUAAAUGGAUAGUGCAGUAUUGCUUUUAGCAUAAGAUAAAAUAUCAAAGUAGAGACAGAAAUAGCACCUUUUUCAUGAGAUUUUGAUUGUUUUAUAAAGAUUUUCUGUUCAUCCUCUAUGUUGGAUUUUUGCUGAAUAAAACAAUA
Molecule: messenger RNA, 2206 nt
Organism: Labrus bergylta (ballan wrasse)
Lineage: Eukaryota; Metazoa; Chordata; Actinopteri; Labriformes; Labridae
Gene: msantd1
Product: Myb/SANT-like DNA-binding domain containing 1
Biological process (GO): positive regulation of DNA-templated transcription
Cellular component (GO): nuclear body
Source: RefSeq, a predicted model, not a curated record